GACAAAGAGAUAUUUAGCUUUUCUCAACAGAAAAAUUCCAGAAGAAUCUUUCCACUUCUUUCAUCUUUUUGUUCCAACUAUGGAGAAAAUGGGUUGGACUUCAGCAUUCUCUUUUCUCCAAACUUUCAAACGACUGCUCUUCGACAUCAUCUUCUCAACUGGAUGUGCAAUUUUAGGAAAUAUCUCAUACAGAUUUUAUGGAUUCAAAAUUUAGUCAGGUCUUUGAAAGUGGAAAUUGCUCGUGCAUUGUGGGGAAAAAGGGACAACGCUUCAACUAUAAGAGAAUUAUGGAGCUUCUUGAUAGUGCUCAGUCCAAACUCAAAUUCUACUCAGGCGCAUCAUCAGUUGAGCAUAAAGAGAAAAUUUACUGAUGUAUUCGUGCCUUACUUCAGGAGAACUGAAAAUCUAAAACUACAGAAUGGCUGCAACAAUGUCACUUUCUGCGUUCACAGGGAAAGAACUAAAAGAGGACAAAGCUUGGUUUGCUUUUUAGUAAAAGCUGGUAGACUUACAAACUAAGGCCCGUGAAAGAGGUUGAUGUGAAGAACCAUUGAAGUGAUUUAUAUAACGACAUCAAGUUAGCCACAAAAGGUGAGUUAUAGAAGGAUAAUUCUAUCUUAUCUGCACAUGGAUGUCUGAAAAUAGAUGACUGGUGUAUUGUAGUUCUAUAUUAUUUUUAUUACUGGUCAGUGAUGCCUUUUCAAUUUUUGGCACUAAUUAAUUACUGCAAAUCGAUAUGCCCAUGCAAAAAUCUGUUGUAUCAAGCUUGUUCUUGGUUACUGGUUGAUAUAUGUGCAUGUGCAAGUUUUCCUUCUUUAUUUGUAGAUACGAGUUUCGAAAUAUAUGCCUAGAUGCAUGUUUUUGGUUCUACAAAAAUCAAAAUGGUAUUUGAGUAUGAAAAUGGGUCCUUUACGGUCUUAUUGAGGGUGAAAUUAGUGUUUAGCAAUACAAUCUAUUUUGGGGGAUAAAUAACCAUCAGAGUAGGUUAGUGUCGGAAGAAAUUGAAAUACAUUCGUUUGGAAAUGAUGAAAAAAAUAUUCUUUCUUUUCAAUAGCACCCAACAGCUUUAAUAUUAAUCAUUGGGAACAAAGAAGUCCCAAUUGUUGAAGUGAUGCAAAAAAAAGAUACUUCCUAAGAUGAACACCCCCUAGGUUUCUGAAAUCUAUGAAGUGGUCAGUGGUGUACCAACAAAAAGCUUGCAAUGAUGUUGGCCAUACGGUAAGAAGAGCUUUGUAGGUGUCGAAACUAUGGGAUGGUAUUGGCCAUAAUAGGAGUAUUCCUAAUAUUGAUGUAGGUGAUUUCCUGUCCUUUAAGAAGUGUAGCAGAAGACUUCUCUGAGAAAUUGUUACAAGGGGUUUCUAUUUGGUGGUUUCUCUUGUGCAUAUGCAUUAAAUGAUAGAGGACAGUAGUUGUGGUUAAAGAAAUUUGCUUAUAUUGACUAACUGAGGUCAGGUAAAAUAAUUUUGUCCUCCUAAAUAAAGAGUUGUUACCCUUUUGAAAGAACUCAUAGUGAGUGGGAAACUGGGAAGUAUCUUCAAUUGUUUCAGCUUAUGAUACAGAGAAUCUUUACAAUGUCCUUUUAAGACAUCAUCUGGUCUGUUGAUCUGUUG
Molecule: messenger RNA, 1610 nt
Organism: Lycium ferocissimum
Lineage: Eukaryota; Viridiplantae; Streptophyta; Magnoliopsida; Solanales; Solanaceae
Exons: 5
Coding region: 163-519 (118 amino acids)
Source: RefSeq, a predicted model, not a curated record